Molecule: messenger RNA, 2690 nt
Organism: Nicotiana tabacum (common tobacco)
Lineage: Eukaryota; Viridiplantae; Streptophyta; Magnoliopsida; Solanales; Solanaceae
Source: RefSeq, a predicted model, not a curated record
AUGGUGAAGACAUCCAAAAUCGUCCCCCAAAAAGAAAAAGCUUUUUCUUCCCAAUCCGCCGCCGAUAAAACACCAGUGGAUCCCCGUCCUGAGGAGUGUGUUCCGGUGGCGUGCGUUCUUACCUCCGAUUUCAAACUUGAUAAAGGUUCGCAGGUUCCUGGCCGAUGUGUGGGCAAGGAUGCGGCUUUGAGGCCCUCGUCUGUCGAGGAAGAGGCUCCGGCCUCUGUCCCAAAGCUGAGAGAUUCGGGCAGAGUCCCCGAGUUGCUGGAGAUCGAAGAUGUUUCCCAUCGAAGCCGAUGGAUGGAGGAUAUGUCUGAAAGGGCUCUUCCCGAAUCUUUUCGAACCGAAGAGAAUGCCCCAGAUGACUCAUUUAGUGCAGUAGCAAUCGAAGGCUCGCCCACUUUCCCUGCUUUUUCCGCAGGGGCAAUUCAGGAAGCCCAAGCUUUGAGGGCCCUCGAAUUAGAUAGGCCUUAUGAUGGAGAGGAUCCUUUUCGUGACCUGUUCAUCAGCGUCGAAGACACUGCCGGUACAAAUGAUGCAUCAGAUCUUUUUCACGGAGUGCAGCAGGCUUUAAAUCAGGCCGCGGCAGUUCAUCGAGAAUCAUGUUCUCAAUCCCGAACUGAGAUGCGUCGAUACAAGGCCGAGCUUCAAUGGGUUACAGAGAAGAGGAACUCCUUAAAGCUCCUUUUGGGCCAAAGGAGAGAGGAAAUAAAAAACUUCCAAGCUGAGUUGGCCAGGGCUCACCAAGAUCAGAUCGAUCUAUCCGAGCAGGGAAACCAAAAAAAACUCUAUGCCUAUCGUGUUGUAGAGAUUGAUAUAUAUAGUGACAACUUUCUAGAUGAUGAUCCUACUUGUCUCAAAAUCUUGGAAAAGAUGCUUAAGAAGUGCCACUACGAAGUCACCACGUGUAAUCGAGCAGAGGUUGCAUUGUCUUUGCUCCACGAAAACAAAAACGGAUUUCACUUAGUUAUAAGUGAUGUACACAUGCCAGACAUGGAUGGUUUUAAGCUUCUUGAGUACAUUGGUUUGGAGAUGGACUUGCCUGUUAUAAUGAUGUCCGCGGAUGAUAGUAGAAAUGUGGUUAUGAAAGGUGUGAUUCAUGGUGCACAUGAUUAUCUUAUCAAACCAGUACGCAUUGAGGCGCUGAAGAACAUUUGGCAGCAUGUUGUUCGAAAAAAUAAGGACAAGUGGAAGGGCAAGGUGUUCGAUCAAUCAGACACUGUUGAAGAUGGAGAAUGGCCACAGGAACCACCAGAAGAUGUUGAGUACUCGUCUUCAGCUAAUGAAGGGAGCUUGAAAAGCUCGAAGAAAAGAAAGGAGGAAGAUGAAACUGAAGAAAGGGAUGAUAUGGUCGCGUUGAAGAAGGCACGUGUUCUUUGGUCCGCGGAGCUUCAUGAAAAAUUUCUACAAGCUGUCAAUCAACUUGGAAUGGACAGGGCUGUUCCCAAGAAUAUUCUGGAACUGAUGAAUGUUCCUUGGCUAAAAAGAGAACAUGUUGCUAGCCACCUUCAGAAAUAUCGGCUGUUGCUAAAGAAGUCGAUGGGUGUAUCACAGCAUCAGAGUGGACUGAAUUAUUCUUUCACAGGAUACUCAGAAGCAACUUUUGGGACACCGCCUAACGGUCUUGAUCUUCAAACUCUUGCAGCUACUAUUCAACUUCCUGCACAAAGUCUUGCUACCCUCGGGCCAGCAGCAUUGAGUCAGUCUGCAACAAAAUAUUCCUUAUAUGUUCCCCUGGUAGACCAGAGAAACCAUUUUAGCUUUGAAAAUCCCAAGUUGAGAUUUCAGGGUCAGCAAGAGCUGAACAACAGCAAUAACCAAGUUAACUUGCUUUACGGAAUCCCAACAGCCGUGGAACCGAAGCAGUCCUUACGGAAUGGUAUCGUUGACAAUGCACGAGGUAGUAUAUACAAUCAGGCUUCCCAAGCAUAUUCAGCGGUAGAUUUCUCACUGAACCAAAACAUGCAGUUGCGACGCAGAGGCUUUCCUGCGAGUGGCAAUUCAGCAACGGCCACUCUGGCAACUAAAGGGAUGCUUAAGGAAGAGGUUAACUCUGACUUUAGAGGAUCUAGAGGGUUCUCUCCUAACGACGAUAGUUUCAGCGGAUUGUAUCAGCAAAAGACACAGGACUGGCGUUUACAGAAUGUUGGAUCAACCUUUGAUACCUAUAUACAACAUGGUAUUUCUUCAUUGGAGAAGAGUGGACAGAACACAAAUGCUCCAAUCGCGGAAACAGUUCUCUCUAACGAGCAAGAAACUGGACGCGUUAAUCUUAUGGGCAGAUCACAACCUAACUCAAUUCUUGGAGAUGAGCCAUUUGGACAGGAGGACCUCAUGAGUGCAUUUUUCGAGCAGCAACAGCGACAAAAUGUUGGACCAGUUGAAACUGCGUUUGGCGAUGAUGACGAUCCAUUGGACAAUCUUCCAAUGUAAGACGUGAAGAAUAUGCUAUGUAUUCACGCUACAUUUCUGCACUAACCGUGCAGGAACUGAGGCAGGUGCAAUUGGCAGUCAUACCGGCGCGCACCCCCGUUACCUCAAGACCUAGGGGUGAGCUGCUUCCUAAGUCGUUCUGCAGCUCCUGGAGUCUCUCUUUUGUAUCUAUUUUCUGUCUACUUUAUUUCAGAUAGUAGUUAGAGUUUUGUAUAUGGUUUUGCAAAUGCAUACAUGCAAAGUUUUGUAUGUUAUAG